GCGAGGGAAAAAGGUCAAUUGUGCCCUCCCCCUUGAAAGGGCGGCUUUGCUUUCAAUACCGGAAGCGGGAAAUUCAUGGGUUGAUAUGCAGAGAGAGAAAACGAGUGUGAUCAAUCUCACAAUACACGCUUGAGAGGGGGUUAAAUCUCUGAGAAGUUAGAGAGAGCGAAUAGAGAGAGAUGGGGAAGAAGCAGCACAGCAAGGACCGGAUGUUCAUCACGAAAACAGAGUGGGCUACUGAAUGGGGGGGCGCCAAAUCCAAAGAUCUCACUACUCCCUUCAAGCGGUUGCCCUUCUACUGUUGCUCGCUUUCAUUCACGCCAUUCGAGGAUGCUGUUUGCACAUCUGAUGGGAGUGUAUUUGAUGCGAUGAAUAUUAUUCCUUACAUCAAUAAAUUUGGGAAGCAUCCUGUUAGUGGGGCGUCAUUAAAGGUUUCUGACCUCAUUCCCCUUCAUUUCCACAAGAACUCAGAAGGAGAGUUCCAUUGCCCAGUUUUGAAUAAAGUCUUUACAGAGUUCACAUACAUAGUUGCAGUUAGACCAACAGGAAAUGUAUUCUCUUAUGAGGCAGUCAAAGAACUGAAUCUGAAAUCCAAGAACUGGAAGGAGUUACUCACAGAUGAACCUUUUACAAGAGAAGAUCUAAUCACGAUUCAGAACCCAAAUGCCCUUGAUGCAAAGGUCCUCACAGAUUUUGAUCAUGUUAAAAAUGGCUUGAAAGUUGAUGAUGAAGAACUAAGGAAGAUGCAAGAGGACCCAUUCUAUAACAUCAAUGCAUCUGGUGAUAUCAAGCAGAUGUUGAAAGAACUUGGAACUGAGAAGGGAAGGCAAACUGCCUUGCAUGGUGGAGGUGGUAAUAAAGCCCAACAUGAAAGAGCUGCUGCCCUUGCUGCCAUUUUAGAUUCUAGGUCAGAAAUUAAAGAGAAUUCAAACUUGAAAGCAAAUGGGGAGAAAAAAAAUGCGCAGUCUUUUAGCAUAGUAGAUGCUGCAUCAGCUUCAGUAAAUGGGAGAAGUGCAGCAGCUGCCAAAGCAGCAUCGGACGAUAAGACAGCUGCACACAUCGCUGUGCACAUGGCUGGUGAGCGACAACCUGUGAAUGCCAAAAUGGUGAAAAGCCGUUUCACAACUGGAGCAGCAUCACGAUCUUUCACUUCUACCAGUUAUGACCCUGUAACCACGAAUGAUUUUGAAUACAUCAAAGUUGAGAAGAACCCAACUAAGAAAGGCUAUGUUCAAUUGCACACAACACAUGGAGAGUUGAACAUUGAGUUGCAUUGUGAUAUAACUCCUCGAGCAUGUGAAAAUUUCAUUACAUUGUGUGAAUGUGGCUAUUAUAAUGGUGUAGCAUUCCACAGAAGCAUCAGGAAUUUCAUGAUUCAAGGUGGUGACCCUACAGGCACUGGAAAAGGUGGAGAGUCCAUAUGGGGUAAACCUUUCCAAGAUGAACUGAACUCAAAGUUGCUUCACUCAGAGAGGGGAAUUGUCAGCAUGGCAAAUAGUGGGCGCCAUACGAAUGGAUCCCAAUUUUUCAUAUUAUACAAGUCUGCAAAGCAUCUGAACUUCAAACAUACUGUAUUUGGUAGAGUAGUGGGUGGAAUGACCACACUGGCAUUAAUGGAGAAGGUUCCUGUUGAUGAUGAUGAUCGCCCUUUGGAAGAAAUAAAGAUAACAAGUGUCACAGUAUUUGUAAAUCCUUACACCGAACCAGAUGAAGAAGAGAAGGGAAAGGAGGAGGAGAAAGUUGAUGACGACUAUGAUAAAGUGGGUUCAUGGUUUAGCAAUCCAGUUAAAGGAACAACAGGAGCCCCUGCAAUUGGCAGUGGGGUGGGCAAGUAUUUAAAAGCUAAAACUAUCAAUCCAGAAGCUGAGAAAGGAUCUGAGGAAAGUGGCCACAUCAAGAAGAGGAAAGUAAGCGCUUCAGUCUCCGAAUUCAAGGAUUUCUCUGCUUGGUAAGAGAGUGAUCCGAGUGUUGUAACAUAUGUUUUGUGAAGGAAAUCAAAUGCUUGCGACUGCUUCUUCACUCUCUACUAUAACCAAAGAAAGCAUUGGUUUAGAAAGCAGUCGAUUCCAAAGUGUUAACAUAUUGUAACUUUGUCUAUGUUACCAAGUACACAUGAUUCCAGCUGAGAUUGCUUUCCUGGAAAGAAAUGAGAUUUUUUUUUAAGUGGCUGAUUGAAAUGAUUUUGGCCACC
Molecule: messenger RNA, 2191 nt
Organism: Amborella trichopoda
Lineage: Eukaryota; Viridiplantae; Streptophyta; Magnoliopsida; Amborellales; Amborellaceae
Gene: PUB49
Product: plant U-box 49
Biological process (GO): protein peptidyl-prolyl isomerization; protein polyubiquitination; protein folding
Cellular component (GO): catalytic step 2 spliceosome
Molecular function (GO): peptidyl-prolyl cis-trans isomerase activity; ubiquitin protein ligase activity
Source: RefSeq, a predicted model, not a curated record